Symbiodinium natans is the source of this 858-nucleotide messenger RNA. Lineage: Eukaryota; Dinophyceae; Suessiales; Symbiodiniaceae. The record is from the annotation of a GenBank genome assembly.
AUGGCCGGCAGCCGCCAACAAACAAGUUUCCACUUCGUGUGCUUGCGGCAGUGGUUGGGAUUGGAUGAGCGGGGUAUCUCACGUGUGCUGGGCUGUCUGCCCACGGUGCUUGGGCCCGCCAUUGCCUACUUCCUGGUCAUCGUGUAUGAGGUAAGGAAGGCCGGCUUCAGCUUGAAUGACGUGAGCAGGGUGUCUGCAGGGACACAGAUGAUGUCCGCUGCCACCUUCUUGUGCCUGCAGCUGGAGCGAUCUUUCUUGCUAUUCUUGUUCCGACGCGUCUUUGCUGGAGGCCUCUCAGGUGAAGUUCAGAUAAAACACCCCUUCGAGCCGAACUGUCAAGUGACGGUGAAUAUCAUUUUGGUGCAUGUUGCAGCCGAGGGUGGACGCAUCGCUGCAGUGAUGCUGGCUGCGAUUCAGAACCCAAUGGAUUGGCAGGGUGCGAUCCUACCGCUAUGCCUGGGUGUCCUUCUCAAUGUUGCCUCCCGAACGCACUUGCUGGCCUAUGUAGUCAUGAAGAUGGGUGAGGGAAUGUUCCCCAGCCUUCGCGCAAUAUGUCGGCCCAGGAUUCAAAGCGCUCUGCUCCAGGAGGUCAAGGUCGUGGUUGGAAACCUGCGGUACGUCGCAAUUCUUGGAGUCCCUGCCCUAAACCCUAAAGGUCGUGAUGAGGAAUCUCUCCAAAGCCAUCUGGCCAGGGAGGGCUGGCUGCCGCCCACGUUGUUUGUGCUCGCCAUAGCUCUCGAGAUCGUUGAAGAUCUAGUGGUCAGAUCUAGUGGUCCCAUAUCUCACGCGGGUACCACUGAAUUGGCCAGAGGACGAGCAGUUCCCGAUGCGGCACCCGAAGAAGUUGUCACGGGCUGA